AUGCUUCACUUCCCAUGGGGCUUUGCAGUUUUCCUCCCGUUCCUGUCGGGCCUGGCUUCCGGCCCUCGUGACCCUUGCUACGAUGCCAACCAGCGUCCACGUUACUGCCUGCCUGAGCUGUCCGAACUGGCCGCGGGGCGCCUGGUGGAAGCGUCGAGCACCUGUGGCAGCCCUCCCGGGCGAUUCUGCGCCUUCCAGGAUUCCAGUGACCCGGCCUCAAAAUUCUGCCAGCGCUGCAGCAGAAAUGCCCACUCGCCAGAGUACCUCACAGACAUCGAUGGGGGAGCUACUUGUUGGUGGUCCCAGCCGGCCACCAAUGCCACACUCACUUUGGCUCUCGGGCGCAGAGUGGAAGUUCUCUACGUGGCUCUCCGGUUCUGCUCCCCACGGCCAGAAUCCCUGGCCAUUUACAAGUCCAUGGACUAUGGGCGCAGCUGGGUCCCCUUUCAGUUCUUCUCUACCCAUUGCCACCGGCGCUAUGGUUUGCCCCCGACCACCACCAUCCUGAAGGCCAUGGAACAUGAGGCCGCCUGCGUUGAAGCCCAGACUGCCCCCAAACCUCUGACAGGGGGCCUGGUGGCCUUCUUGCCUCUAGCAGGCCGCCCCUCCGCCAGGAUGUUUGAGUACAGCCCUGUCUUGCAGGACUGGGUGACCGCCACUGACCUCCGGGUGUCCUUUGACCACAUGCACCCAACGCGGACCCUGGGGCUGCGCCGAAGGGAGGUGUCCUACGGGGUGGCCGAGCUGCAGGUUGGGGGCCGGUGCAAGUGCAACGGACACGCCUCGCAGUGCGCAGCCGGGGAAGAUGGAGGGCCCCCCCAGUGUGAAUGUCGGCACAACACGGCCGGGCCUGAAUGUGACACCUGCAAAGCCUUCUACUGGGACAGGCCCUGGCAGCGGGCCACUCCCAAGGAUGCGCAUGAGUGUGUGGCUUGCGACUGCAAUCUCCAUUCCCAUCGCUGCCGGUUCAGCAUGGAGCUGUUUGAACUCUCGGGGCGCCGCAGUGGGGGGAUCUGCCUGAACUGCCGCCACCACACAGCCGGGCGCCACUGCCAGUACUGCCAGCCUGGCUUUAGGCGGGACUUCAGCCGCCCCAUAACCAGCAGCAAGGCCUGCAAAGCUUGCCAGUGCCAUCCCAUUGGAGCAGCCGGUGCUAUUUGCAACCAAACGACAGGGCAGUGCCACUGCAAGAACGGGGUCACCGGCCUCACCUGCAACCGCUGCGCCCAGGGAUUCCAGCAAAGCCGCAGCGCCCACGCCCCCUGCAUCCGGAUCCAGGAAGCGAUGACGACAACUGUGCCUCCCCCACAGGAAUGGAAUGCAGGCACGGAAUGUCAGACCCACUGCAAGCCGCCACGAGGACGUGUCCACAUGAACUUGAGGAACUACUGCAAGAAGGAUUAUGUUCUCCGUGCACAGCUGCUGGCCAUGGAGAAGUCCGGCACAUGGUGGCAAUUUACCGCCUCCGUCCUCACGGUCUUCCGCCAGCGCCGUGUGCCCAUUCGACGGGGUGAGCAGCCACUGUGGGUUCCCGAGCAAGAUCUGGCCUGCCGAUGCCUCCACCUCCAAGUUGGCAAAUCUUACCUGGUUAUUGGCAACGAUGAAGAGUCGCCUGACCCUGCCCGGUUGAUCCUUGACAAAAACAGCCUGGCGCUGCCCUGGAGAGAUGCGUGGGCACACAAGCUGCGCAGCUUCCAGCAACAAAGCAAACGCGGGAAAUGCCAUGGCGUCUGA
This is a messenger RNA of Varanus komodoensis (Komodo dragon), 1734 nucleotides long. RefSeq names its product netrin 5 (gene NTN5). The record is from RefSeq and is a predicted model, not a curated record. The transcript is spliced from 6 exons. Gene Ontology annotation, molecular function: protein binding. Bases 1 to 1734 code for a protein of 577 amino acids. Lineage: Eukaryota; Metazoa; Chordata; Lepidosauria; Squamata; Varanidae.